UCUUCUUCGAUUCACCCGCCAUCUUCUCUAUGACUUAUGGGGGAGGAAAGAGACUUUGUGCGUGACGUGUGAUAAAACACGAAUUUUUUUUUUAUAAAAAAACCGGGUAAAGUACGAAGAAAAAUACGUACGAGGUAUUUUUAGCAUCUUAUCAUUAUCAUUCUGAACGUUUUAUCAUUGCUGCUAGUAUUAAUUUGCGUGCAUGAGAAGAGCAUUUACGUUCUAACCUAUAAAGUGAAAUGAUCGUUGCACUUCAUUCUCUUGCAAGAUCUAUCGUGUAAUUUGAGAAAAAUGCCAAAAAAACCAAGUAAACCGUUACGCGGCGGCCGUGGUGGAAGAUCUGGGAAUUUCGAAGAUAAACACUAUUUUGGUCAUGAUUAUCGUGUAGCUAGAAACGAUGGUAAUUCAUAUCAUACCCAUAACAGACCCAGAGUAUCAUUCAAAACACAAGCAAGACCAGCAAGAGAUGUACCUAGGAGUCUGGCACUAGCAUGCUUAGAUGAAGAUGUACAAAUGGCAACAAGUUCAAAUAAUAAUAAUAGGCAAGUUAUAAUAACAGGGAGAAAUAGGGGCACGCAACGUGGAAGAAAUAGUCCAGUCCCCAAUAGAAGAUUUAGAAUGGGUUUGGUACCUAGACUCAAACGAAUUCCUCUUGGAGAACCUAGUUGGUAUAAAAUUACUAUACCAUAUGGACAUAAAUAUGACAAAGAUUAUAUAAUAAAUAAUCUUCUCAGUUAUAUUGCACCGGAAACUUUCAUUCCAAUAAUGUACAAGGUGUUUGGAAAUGAAGCCAAUUUUUAUGUGGAUGAUAAUAAAGUAGCAGUUGCAUUACUUGAGUGUGAUCGUAAAAUUACAACUACCGAUGGGUACAAAUUGUUAAUAAGAGUUACAAAACCACCAUUUCCUCAGUGUGAAAUUGAUGCUAAACUGAAAGAAAGAUUAAAACAAGCCAUGGCGAAACGAUAUGUACAUGCGACAAAUGCACUAGACUUGUCAAGGUUUCACAGAGAUCCUGAUCUUACUUCUGAUUAUUUUUGUGCACUGUUCCGGCCUCAAAUUUUGAAAGCAGUAUUGGACAUUGUAUCAGAACACAUACCAGAUUUAGAGGCACUAAAUUUAGAUGGAAAUAAAUUGCAGAUACUUGAAAGAUUAAGUAUCUUGAAUCACAAAUUUUUAAAGUUAAAGAUACUGUACAUUGGAGAUAAUAGAAUAAAUGACAUGAAUCAAAUGGAUACUAUUAAAGAUUUGAAGUUGGAGGAGCUCAAACUGGCAGGGAAUCCAAUAUGCAACAAGUAUAAAUCCCGACAAAAUGAUUAUAUUAGCGACGUGCGGAAACGGUUUCCUAAACUCCUGCGACUGGACGGUAUGGAUCUUCCAAAACCGAUAUUGUUCGAUGUUGUGGACGAAGGAAAUAAAAUGCCACCCUUUCAAAGAAUGUUUGUUGCAAAUGCAAAAGCGCAACAAGUUGCAAGUCAAUUUUUGCAACAAUACUUUCUGAUAUUCGAUAGUGAGAAUCGUGAACCAUUGCUAGAUGCAUAUGUCGAACAUGCAUGUUUCAGUAUGACUGUGUUUUAUCCUCAUAAUCCUCACAACCCAAACAAAUUGAAUGGUUACCUGAUGGAAAAUAGAAACUUGUACAGAAUAAAUGAUACAAACAAAAGACAAAAAUUACUAAAACAGGGACGUUUACCUGUAGUUUCAUUUAUUUCUGAAAUGCCACAAACUUCUCACUAUCUGAACACAUUUACGAUGGACAUCAGUCUGAUUACGGAUGGAAUAAUGUUGAUUACGGUCACAGGGUUAUUUAAAGAACUUGACAAGAAAGAACAGCCCAUCCGUUACUUUAAUCGGACUUUCAUAAUAAUCCCGGAAGGAAGUGGUUAUUGUAUUCGAAAUGAGCAAUUAUACAUUACUCAGCCGACAGAUGCACAGUUAAAACAACUGAACAGUCAAUCAGAAGCACAAAUGACAGAUCCAGGAUCACAAACUUCAUCAAUUAGCGGCACUACGGAACCAUUACCAGUACAAUUGUCCGAGGAUGUGAAACAACAAAUGACGAUGACGCUUAGUCAACAAACAAACAUGAAUUUGGAAUGGAGUCUGAAAUGUUUAGAAGAAGUGUCGUGGAAUUAUGAUAAUGCGCUUUCAGCGUUUCAAGAGUUUUACAAGCGGGGACAAAUACCGGCAGAAGCAUUUAAUAAAUAGGAACACUCUACAUGAAGAAGUAAGAUGUAGAGGUAUUUUUAUUCAUUUUUCGUCCUUGUUGCAUGUAUCUUUUAUAUUAUAAUCUAAGUAGAGAUGCAGGUUUUGCUGAUUAUCAAGUUUUUUUUUCUUUUAAGAAAGAUGUUAAUCUCAACAGGCAGUAAUCAUUCAUUAUUUGCAAAUCGAUGUGGAAUUUUUGUUUUUAUUUUAUUUCGUGUUAAAUUAUUAGUUGCCAUUAAGUACAUUUACUACAAAUAAAAAGAUUGCUGUAAAAUAUUGAAAAAAUCUUUUCCACAAAACAAUGUAUUUAACAACAAACUUCUUUUUAUCAGUGAAAUGCAUAAUGUUUUUACCUUCAAAGGUAAAAACAUUUGUAACGGAAUAUAAACUGUAUAUCUAUAAUUUUGAUUUUGAAAAAUCAAAUAACUGCCUUUUGAAAUUAGAAUUUAAUAAUAAUUCAUAAGUUCACAAAAUUUCACAGAAAAAUAAUAUUAAAACGCGAUACAAUUAAUGUUGAUUUCUAUUCUUUUUUUUUUUUUUUUUGUUUUUUCUUUGUUUAAAUCAAUCAUGAUGCAAUAUUACAAACUUCAUGUUUCAAUUACUUGUAACAUAUAAUUAUUAUUUUUGCAUCAAAAUAUUAUUAAUAUUAAGUUCAUCAAGAAAGGCACGAGUGAUAUUCAAAUUUCUCAAACUACUAGUUCAAUUAUUUCAUAUAUACAUAAUGAUGCACAUUUCAUAUCAUGAUCCAAAUAAUCUAUGUAUAUUUAUCCUAUUCUAGAAUGCGUGCGCGUUUGUUCUCUAAUAUUCUUAAAUAGAUAAUUCUCCACUAUACAAUUGUUAGAGGACAGAAUAUUUGUGCCUUUCUUUAAUUGAUGAAUGAGAUGUGCAUCAUUAUGUAUUUGAUAUAAAUUAAUUUACAUUAAAUUCAAUAAAGCUAUGAUAUAGUGAAAGAAUGUACAAUCUUAAAAAGAUCAUAUCACAGCUCACUCCAUAUUUUGCUGGUUGUUUAUAUUUAUUAUAAACGUAUUACAUGAACAUUUAAAAAAAUGGAAACAUCUGUCACAUAAUGUAAAAAAAAAUCUAUUCUCUUUGUAGUAGAUUUUUUUAAUUAAUUUGAUGUUAAAGUUAUUGUGAUAUGAUAUUUUUAACAAAAUAUAUUUAGCAAAAGAAUUUAACGUCGAUAGUAAAAAACAAAUACGAAUCAACCAAAUUGAAAGAUUUGAAUCAUUCAGUGGGAGUCGAAAAUCUGCAUUAACUGUACACUUUCAGAAUUCACGAAAAUCAUAUAUACUAAUGUAUUGUUAAUAUUCGUGUUCAUUGUUACAUCAUUUCGGUUAAUAAUCCAAAAAUUAGCUAUAGUUUGUGAGCAUAAAUUAUUUAUUGGCGUCCAUAAGAAACGCGUAUUAACGGGAAAAUAUUACUAAUUAUUACUAUGUAUAUCCAAGAGACAAAAAAAGAAUUAGCCCUCAUGAUCUAUAAACUAUUCAAUUUGUCCAUCUCUGGAAACGGUCGACUUGCCUAUGUGACAAGAAGAGCAUUGAUGAAAGAACGGAAAACAACAGUUCUGAUAAAGCAAUUGGGAUUCUAACAAGCAAGUUUGAUCCCCUUCCUUGUCGAAGGUUGUCGAUAUGCGACAAAGUGUGCUACGGCACAAUCACACAAUGUUCGUGUCAAGAACCAAUAUAUUAACAU
This is a messenger RNA of Frieseomelitta varia, 3894 nucleotides long. RefSeq names its product nuclear RNA export factor 1-like. The record is from RefSeq and is a predicted model, not a curated record. The coding region runs from base 292 to 2205 and encodes 637 amino acids. NCBI's taxonomy places the organism in Eukaryota, Metazoa, Arthropoda, Insecta, Hymenoptera, Apidae. The transcript is spliced from 10 exons. Gene Ontology annotation, molecular function: protein binding; RNA binding. Gene Ontology annotation, biological process: poly(A)+ mRNA export from nucleus. Gene Ontology annotation, cellular component: nucleus; cytoplasm.